Messenger RNA from Fonsecaea erecta, 444 nucleotides. RefSeq lists its product as hypothetical. Bases 1 to 444 code for a protein of 147 amino acids. The record is from RefSeq and is a predicted model, not a curated record. NCBI's taxonomy places the organism in Eukaryota, Fungi, Ascomycota, Eurotiomycetes, Chaetothyriales, Herpotrichiellaceae. The transcript has 2 exons.
AUGGCGUCAAAUCGAGAGGCCAGAAUCCAGCAGGCCAUUCAAGACCUUGAAACACGCAAAUAUCCCUCGAUUCGCGCGGCCGCGGCCGCGAACGACGUGAACCACGCCACCUUAAGUCGCAGAUUAAGAGGCACGCAAUCGGCCACGCUCGCCCACGAACGAGAGCAGUUAUUGUCGAACACACAGGAGGAACUACUGAAGAGAUGGAUACUUGAUCUGGCGGCUCAGGGUCACCCGCCUAGCUAUUCUGCAGUGCGAGUUCUCGCAGGGAUAGUCAACAAGUCGUCUGGCGGCCCCGGUCUCGUCGGACACAACUGGCUACCACGGUUUCUCCAGCGACAUCCUGGUAUCCGUUCGAAGACGAUGCAAACAGCCAAAGAGGCAUUCAUGUGCGGCGACGGCGUCUACAACCAACAGGAAUGCUAUCUCCAACGACCCAAUUAA